CUGAGGUAAAGCAAUGGCUUCUGCUGUCAAAGAAGAAAUUUCAAAACAUGGAGGAAGCAGCAGCCGGACCCAGAGUCUAGCAGAGAUGGAAGACGAAGAAGAAGAGCUCUUCGAGAUCAAUCUUGAGGCAGUUAACAGUAUCCCCCCUCCUCAUUACUGGGAAGCUUUUUUCACCGCAACCCGCAGUGCAUUACUGGCCAAUUGUUUGUUACCUAUUUCUGAUCUUUCCAGCGCAAUCCCCACGGUAUCUACGGCUUGUAGCACAUUGUCUAGGGAAGGACUGGCGAAUAUUGUCAUGGUUGGAGAGUCCUUGCCAGGGAAGUUAUUUGGGAUCCCAUGUUUUGAGGCUUUUGGGGUACAACACAAGGAAAUGAGAGCAUAAUGUUCAUAUAUAAUCAGAAAAACGACCCAAAGGUAGGUACUAGAUUCCCUCUGCUAUUUGAGUUGAAAAGGGAGUAGCAUGUAAUUGAAGAAUUAAGUUGAUGAUAUCCACACGCAGUAUGAUAUGGGGUAUCCGUAUAUUCGUGUUAUAACAUCUACUUAUUGUCACAUUGAGUUAUAUUUUGAAAAUCUUAUUCCCAAUUCAUUUUU
Messenger RNA from Theobroma cacao (cacao), 591 nucleotides. Lineage: Eukaryota; Viridiplantae; Streptophyta; Magnoliopsida; Malvales; Malvaceae. The record is from RefSeq and is a predicted model, not a curated record.